Brienomyrus brachyistius is the source of this 1698-nucleotide messenger RNA. RefSeq names its product monoacylglycerol O-acyltransferase 2 (gene mogat2). Gene Ontology annotation, molecular function: 2-acylglycerol O-acyltransferase activity; diacylglycerol O-acyltransferase activity. Gene Ontology annotation, biological process: diacylglycerol biosynthetic process; triglyceride biosynthetic process. Bases 96 to 1103 code for a protein of 335 amino acids. Lineage: Eukaryota; Metazoa; Chordata; Actinopteri; Osteoglossiformes; Mormyridae. The record is from RefSeq and is a predicted model, not a curated record. Gene Ontology annotation, cellular component: endoplasmic reticulum membrane. The transcript is spliced from 6 exons.
AUAAGACGCUCGGAGGAGGACGGCCAGCAGACUUUGAACGGUGGACUCCGGCUGAGAUCACCAUCUUGGUCCUCGACUUUGCGUGACAAUUUGCCAUGAAGGUUCAGCUUGCUCCGUUGGACGUCCCCCUUGCUCGGAGGCUGCAGACGGCAUCCGUACUCUUCUGGGUGUUUUGCUUCCUUGGCCUGGCGCCGGGCAGCGCCAUACUUUUCCUUGCCCUCCUUUUCACCCGCUAUUGGCUGAUCAGCGUGUUGUAUGCCUGCUGGUGGUUCUCCGACUGGGAGACGCCGGCUCGUGGCGGUAGGAGGAUCGAUGUCAUCUGCAGGCUGCCCCUAUGGAGACACAUGCGAGACUACUUCCCCAUCCGGCUGAUAAAAACGGCCGAUAUUGACCCCAAGCAGAACUACGUGCUCGGCUUCCACCCGCACGGCAUCAUGGUGGCGGGGGCCUUCACCAGCUUCUCCUCCUGCGCCACGGGAUUCUGGGAGCUAUACCCUGGGCUGAGGCCACAUCUCCUCAUGCUGCCCCUCUGGUUCCGGAUCCCCUUCUUCCGGGACCUACUCCUGUCUGGAGGUCUGAUCUCCUCGCACAAGGACAGUGCGAGGUACUUGCUGCAGCAGCCAGGGGGCGGUAAUGUGCUAGUAAUCGCGGUGGGAGGAGCACCAGAGGCCUUGGAUGCACAUCCUGGUUCCUACACCGUGCAGCUGGCCAAUAAGAAGGGUUUCGUCAAACUGGCAAUGGAGAAUGGGGCUCAUCUGGUGCCUGUCUUCUCCUUUGGGGAGAAUGAGAUUUAUGAUCAGGUGCAGAACAAGAGGGGGACCUGGCUUCGCUCGUUGCAGGAGUGCCUUCAGAGGGUGAUGGGAAUUUCCCUGCCCCUCUUCCACGCCCGUGGAGUCUUCCAGUACAGCUUUGGUGUCAUUCCAUACAGGAGGCCCAUCAACACUGUGGUCGGGAAGCCGAUAAAGGUGGAGAAGAACCUCAGGCCCACCGAUGAGGAGCUGGAAGCCCUGCAUGAGCUCUACACCGAGCAGUUGUAUCAGCUGUUUGAGGACCACAAGGAAAAGUACGGAGUUCCUAAGGAGAAGCACCUCACCAUCAUCUGAGUGGCGCCCACCUCGAGGGGCAGGGUCAGACUCUUACUGCACCGCAGCCCGGCAGGUUUCCCUUCUGAAGGAGGACUUUCUCUGCCCCAGAUCCCCCGUUGUUGUAUCAAUGGCCAAUCAUUUCAAUUUAGGCCAAUCCAGUCCUCAGGGACCCACAGUCGCCCCACGUUUUUGCUCCCUCCCAGCUCCCUGCCAGGCUGUAGAGGGAGCGAAAACUUGGACUGUCUAUUGUCCGGAUUGGGAAAUGCUGAUUUAAACAACACCAGCAUCUUUUAAAUAUUAAGGCUGGAUACCACACGCCAGCUUUACAUUGUUUUGUGUUAAAACCUUUGUCCGUUUUUAUAUGUAUGAAACAUAUCUCAGGAACAAUGACGUACGUGAUUAGCAGUGCAGGCAUAAUGAACAUGACUCUUUGCAUGGCUGAUACAUGUGUGAAAUUUAACGUGGGAUACAAGGACAUUCACAUGGGUUCAAAGAUGUAAAAAGUGACACGAGGGUUAUGUGUGACUCAUGGCCCCAGUUUCUUAACAGAAUCUUUCGGAAGGAGCCAUCUUGGGGACAAGGUCUUGCAAAAUGACAUUAAAGUACUGAAAAA